Gopherus evgoodei (Goodes thornscrub tortoise) is the source of this 3252-nucleotide messenger RNA. RefSeq names its product glycosyltransferase like domain containing 1 (gene QTMAN). The transcript has 11 exons. Gene Ontology annotation, molecular function: glycosyltransferase activity. Bases 797 to 2056 code for a protein of 419 amino acids. The record is from RefSeq and is a predicted model, not a curated record. NCBI's taxonomy places the organism in Eukaryota, Metazoa, Chordata, Testudines, Testudinidae.
CUUCCUGCGUGCUGGGGGGAGGGCGGGGCAGGGACGCUAGCACGUCGGUGCCGCCGCCGGCCUCCAGGCGGGAUUGAGGAGGAGCUCUAAAAAGACGAAGAAAGAUCUUCUCAUUUCCAGGGUAACUGGAGACCACUUUUGCCUGCAUCUUAUUCUGCCUUUCUCCAAGUGAAAUAAACUAUACAGUUUUGCCUGUAUAACUGCUUCUCCAGUAGAAUAUCAUUCAAGAUUUAGGAUGCUACGGGGACUUGGGUCACUAAUGAUUGGCUUUUAAAUACUGACAAUAUUCUUCAUAAAUUAAGAGUUUAAGACCAGAAGGGACUAUUGUGUCAUCUAGUCUGACCUCCUAUAUCACAGGUCACCAGACCAUCCAAUACCCACUCACUGCAUCCAACAACCAAAAUAUGACCAAAGUAUUUUAGCCUAUAGGAAAUGAGAUUAUGUGCCACAGGCAGAGAAUAGGAAGAUCCAAGGUGCAUCAGUGCCUGAGGCUCCCACAGUGACAGAGAAAUGAUUUAGUGAGAUAUACCCAGAUAAUCCUGGCAAAUGAUCCACGACCUGCAUGCUGCAGAGGAAGGUGAAAACUCUACAAGAUCACUGCCAAUUUGAUUUUGGGGGGAAUUCCUUUUUGACCCCACAUGUAGUUAUCAGUUAGACCAUGAGCAUGAGAUCAAAACCCAGCUAGUCACAUACCUGAGAGAGAGAUUGUACUUGAAGCCUCCCCUUCCAAAGUCCCUUCUUCAGCCAUGGCCAUCCUUGAUGCUUCAGAAGAAGGAGUUCCAUCCCUUCCAGGAAUAUGUUGGGGAAGGGGAAAAAACCUCUUCAUGAUCCAUGCAGGAUCCUCUUUGCAAGCUCAGUGCUUAACCUGACUGAACUUAUUGCCCUUCGGCCUGACCUUGGCAAAUUGAAAAAGGUCCUUUACUUCCAUGAGAACCAGUUGGCAUAUCCUGUACAGAAGUACCAGGAAAGAGAUUUCCAAUAUGGAUACAACCAGAUUCUUUCAUGUUUGGUUGCUGAUAUUGUGGUGUUCAACUCUACUUUUAAUAUGGAGUCAUUUCUUACAUCUAUCGGAAAAUUUCUGAAGCUGAUUCCUGACCACAGGCCUAAGGAUCUGGAGAAAAUAAUCAGACCAAAGUGCCAAGUUCUUCAUUUUCCAAUCAGAUUUCCUGAUGUGAGCCGAUUCAUGCCGGAGCGCAAACUGGCCCAUUUGGAGAAGAUAACUGGUGUUGGAGGAAAUGGAGAUACUUAUCUAUUUAGGUGUCUGCCUUUCCAACAGAAGUAUAGAGCCACUGAGAGUUUAAUGAAAAACAGCAGCUCAAGUCCUGAGUCUGGACUUUGUGAAGCACGGUCUGGACUUUGUACCACACAACAAGAAAGACUACAAUACCCAUUAAUAUCACUAGAGAAACUGAACAAGUCUGAAGCAUCAGAAAGUACAAAUCAAGAAGUGCCUUGUCAAGAAGAUAAGCAACAUGUGACUUUUAACCCUUGUAAUCUCUUGAGUGGAACGGACUAUCAGCAAAGACCUUUGCACAUUGUCUGGCCUCACAGGUGGGAGCAUGAUAAAGACCCUGAGAGUUUCUUUAAAGUAUUGCUGAAACUUAAAGAGAUGGACCUGCCUUUUCAUAUGUCUGUCCUUGGAGAGACUUUCACUGAUGUACCAGAUAUAUUUCCAGAGGCCAAAAAGGCAUUGGAAUCUUCUAUCUUGCACUGGGGUUACUUACCUAGAAAAGAUGACUAUUUCCAAGCUCUGUGCAUGGCUGAUGUUGUGAUCUCAACAGCUAAACAUGAAUUCUUUGGAGUGGCAAUGAUAGAAGCUGUAUAUUGUGGUUGUUAUCCACUAUGUCCUAACGCUUUGGUGUAUCCAGAAAUAUUUCCAGCUGAAUAUCUGUAUUCUACACCUGAACAGCUUUUUAAAAGGCUUCAGAAUUUCUGCAAGAGACCAGAUAUUGUAAGGAAACAUCUCUACAAGGGUGAGAUGGAUCAGUUUUCUUGGGCAGCACUACGUGGUAAAUUCAGGUCUCUGCUCACAACAGAACCUAGGGAAGAUUUGUGACAGAUGGAGCUAAGUCACAAACUUGUAGCCUAAGGCAGAAUCUGUAGAACUUUCCAGAGUGUGCCCAUAUUUACCUGAUCAGAGAGAAAAGAAAAUCUGCAGAGGAAGCUGAGCCUGGCUGCUUGUCAUAGCUGACACAGAGCCAUCUGCCACAAACCUGUGGCGGCUUCAGAUCUCCAAUCCCUGCCACCACCCGAACUCAAAUUAAAUACAGAUUCCUAGAGACGUUAUGAUGGUUACACAUGUCCUCGGCAUCACAUGCAGGAGACUGUUCAAAAAAAAUAUGUGGCCUGUUGUAUAACCGCACUCAUGUAUCCCAUAUGUGGUGCCACAUUGAAUUUCCGGUUAAAUCUGUUUUUAUCCUUUGUACUGGAUGACAUGGUGCCUGAAUUCUUUCUUUUUGCCGACAUGAUGGCAGCCAAACUGCAGCUUCAAACGCUCACACUUGGCUGGGUUUCUACCUAGGUUGCCAGGUUAUCAUUGGAGCCUUAUUGUGUCCUCAAAGGGCCACAGGGCCUGAAAGGAGGAUCAGAGUGCUACUGGACUAAUUGGGCAGCCAUCUAUGAAUUGUUUGUAGGCAAAGCACUUUUCUUUUUGCAAAUUAAUGACUCUCUGGCACAGGGUUUUUAAGUGAAGGUAUUAAUAAGGGGUCUGGCAGGUAUUCCCAUGAUUCACAGUUACAUUUGCAUUUAAUUAAUCUUAAAGAAAGCUGCAAGAUAAACAGCUGUAAUUCAAACUAGCAUGGGAAAUAUGCUACAUGGUGCCAUCUAUCCGAUAAAAUGAAAGCUGAGACACUUGUUUUAUUUCUCUCAAGGAUGGAGAACAAACAGAUAACAGUCAAAAUACUUCCAAUAAAAACCAGUAGUUUUUAUGUAACUGUAGUUCAUCAAAAAUCUUUGCAUUCAGUUACAAAUAUAAUCUUAAAGAUAAAUCACUUAUGAUUCUAAGCAUUAGGCUGCUGUAUUUGUUGAUGUAAAAUGUUUUGAAGAUUUAGAUUGUACAAUAAAUUUUAAUAAAGUGCCCACUGCAUUUUUUAAUUAGUAUAUCUCAUUCAUGUAUAAGUGUGUACAUCCAUCUGUAUGCUUAUCACUGUGCAUAUCCUUGUGACAGAGUCAAUGAAUACAAUUGUGUCUUUAUCUGAUGAAUUUAGAUUCUGUUUUGCAAAUGAUAAUAAAAUUGUUAUAACAACUCCAAGA